Molecule: messenger RNA, 1167 nt
Organism: Talaromyces amestolkiae
Lineage: Eukaryota; Fungi; Ascomycota; Eurotiomycetes; Eurotiales; Trichocomaceae
Exons: 1
Coding region: 1-1167 (388 amino acids)
Source: RefSeq, a predicted model, not a curated record
AUGGGUUCUGUCUACAACAACUUUUCGGAUGGCCCUACCAUGAUCCUACCCUCAUCUCAGAACCAUCCCUCAUGUCAGUUCCCUUCUCAGUCCAUGCAGGGUUUCCAAGCCUAUGACUCUGGCUCCUGGUCUAUGGAUGCGGUGUAUGCGAAUCCACACAAAGCUCCGCCGCGUCAUUCCUCGAGCUGGACACCUCCAUCAUCCUCAAAGACCUUAUUCACAAAUCCAUCGCGCAAGAGAUCGCGUAACGAAAGUGAGGAUGAAGACCUCCCCAGCUCGAAACAAAGCAUUGCACCUCUUGCACCUGUUGUGGAAGCACCAAUCUACGGCGAGGGCAUGGUCCUCUUGAACCCUCGCACUGGUAUGGCUGUGUCAGCCGAAAGUCAGACCGGCACAUGGUAUGAAGAAAAGGCUGCAAAGAAAGCCGCACAGUUGCAGCAGUGCAGCAGUGGAAAUAAACUCAGUCGCAAAUCACAACGUCUGGACACCUCGGCCUCCAGCACAGACGACGUUGAUCUCGCCUGGAUUCAGAACCAAAUGCAAACUACCACGAAUGAUGAUAUUCGUCGCUCUCUUGGCAAGAGCAGUUCCUUCAACAUGAAUGACGAACCCCAAGUUGAUGAUGUGACUCUCCUGCUCGGUAUCAGCUGGCAACGUGUUAGCCAUGACGACAACAUGGCACCUGCAGUCACUGGCUGGGAAAAAUAUAUCAAUAAUCAUUUCUACAAGUACAUGCGAGACGCCCGCAUAAUCUUGAAGAGCCGCAGUCUCAACGCAUACCUAGUUGCUGCACCUCCAGCACACGAAAUCCCGCUUCAGGACACCGCUCGACAUAGCGAUUACGCCGCUAUGCCCAGUGAGUAUCAGUUUGAUCCGUCUUCCUAUUUCUUCCUCUUCAAGGAGGACCUUACCGAAGCACAAUUAGUUAGCUCGACAUUGGACAAUUGUCUCCGCAACAUUCAAUCGACACCGAUUCAAUUUGAAGGCUCGGAGGUAUUACGCGCUUCUGAACGAUCACCUGAGCGAACUGUUAUCCCUGACCAGGUCAAUUGUGUGGUUGGAAAUGGUAUUCCCAUUGCACGCCUUAGCAGGGAUGAUCGUGAGAAAGUCAAUCUGAAUAAUGAUAUGGCAAUGAGCAUGGGGACGGACAUGGACGUCGAUCUAUAG